AUGACAAUAGAUCGUAGGCGUAUUCAAGGACCAGAAUUAAGCGUUGCUCCAGUGAUAAUAAAAUCUUCAAGCGAUAAAAAAUCAAACGCUUUAGUAGAUGAGAAUGGUAAUAGGCUUGAUGGAAGAGAUUUAGAAGAUAUUCGAAAAAUUUAUUUAAAAACCGGUCUAAUAAGUCAAGCUAAUGGUUCAGCAUACAUAGAACUAAAUCAAACUAAAAUUGCUUGUGGUGUUUAUGGUCCACGUCAAACAAAAUUUCCAUUGUUUAGUGGGAAAGGAACCUUAAAUUGUGAAUUGAAAUUUGCACCAUUUUCAUGUUUGAAGCGUCGACAGCCUUAUCGUGAUGUACAAGAAAGAGAUCUUUCACAAUUAAUUUUUGAUGCAUUAUCACCAUCUGUAAGACUUGAAUUAUUACCAAAAUCAACAAUAGAUAUAUUUAUAAACGUGUUGGAAAAUGAUGGAACUACAUCUUGUUUAGCUGCUGCUAUAACAUGUGCUUCGGUAGCUUUGGCGGAUGCAGGGAUUGAAAUGUUGGAUUUGGUUGCUGCUUGUUCUGCAUCAUUUAUUGGAGGACGGAUUUUUAUAGAUAGUAAUCUGAUGGAAGAACAACAUGAAACAGGUUCUUUGAUAUUAUCAUAUAUGCCAUCAUUAAAUGAGGUAACACACAUUCUACAAUCAGGUGAAGUGGAUUUUACACUUACAACACAAGCUAUUGAACAAUGUACUGAUGCAUGCAACAAUAUCUAUUCAGUGAUGAAUAAUAGUCUUAUGGAAUCUGCAUGGGAAUGGGCAUGGGCACCAGGAAAUGUUGGCACCAUACCAGGUACUAGUGCCACUGCCAAAGUGCUGCCAUUUUUUAUUUAUUUUGCUCCAAUUCUUCUGCCCGUGCCUCAACAUUUUAGGCAUGUCUGCUGA
This is a messenger RNA of Entrophospora sp. SA101, 912 nucleotides long. Lineage: Eukaryota; Fungi; Glomeromycota; Glomeromycetes; Entrophosporales; Entrophosporaceae. The record is from the annotation of a GenBank genome assembly.